UUUAUCGUUUUUUUUUUCAAUCACUUAAGAGUCUUGGUACAUUUCAUAGUUGCUAACAAAACUCGUAGCAUUUCUCUAUAAAUACCAACACCGAUCUGCUAUGAAACCACCAGUGAAAAAUCAGAGUUAAUUAAUCGCCAUUUCCGACAUUAGAUAAAGCUCAAACCUUUCUUUUCGAUUCGAUUACACUUUCGUUUUACUAGCAUGGAAGAUCAGUACCCGAAAGAGAGUCAGACACAUGCCAAGGGAGCAGAAGAAGAAGCUCAGGGUUCUGGGAUGCUUGAUUUCUUGAAAAAGAAGGACAAUCAGAAACCCCACCAGGAGCAGGAGCAGCACAAGCACACUACUUUAGCUGAAAAGCUCUACCACCAUAACGGCGACUCUAGCUCGUCUAGCAGUGACGAAGAAGGUGGGGAGAAGAAAAAGAAGGGACUUAAGGGUAAGAUCAAGGAGAAAAUAUCAAGUAACAAGAGGGAGAUGCUUGCCACACAUCCAUUCCAGCGAAGAAUGGACACGCUGAUGAGAAGGGAUUUGUAGAGAAAAUCAAAGACAAGCUUCCGGGACAGCACAAGGAGGCCGAACAUGUUGCUGAGGAGAAGGGAUUUGUCAAGAAAAUCGCAGAAAAGCUUCCGGGAGAGGACAAGGAGGCUGAACAUCAUGCUCCUGCAGAUUAUCAUGCUCCGGAUGGGCAUUCCCACGACAGCGAGGCAAAGAAAGGGAUCUUGGAAAAGAUUAAGGACAAGCUCCCUGGGAAUCACAAGACUGAAGAGGAGAAGCACAAGGAGAAUUAGCAUGCACGAUGCAGCCAAUAAAAGAUGUAGUGGUUUUGAUGUUUGCUUGUAGCC
Molecule: messenger RNA, 845 nt
Organism: Pyrus x bretschneideri (Chinese white pear)
Lineage: Eukaryota; Viridiplantae; Streptophyta; Magnoliopsida; Rosales; Rosaceae
Product: dehydrin DHN1-like
Exons: 2
Coding region: 205-537 (110 amino acids)
Biological process (GO): response to water
Source: RefSeq, a predicted model, not a curated record